Messenger RNA from Williopsis jadinii, 2382 nucleotides. It is a transcript of the gene KAR9, whose product is annotated as Kar9p. Bases 1 to 2382 code for a protein of 793 amino acids. Gene Ontology annotation, cellular component: spindle pole body; mating projection tip; cell cortex. NCBI's taxonomy places the organism in Eukaryota, Fungi, Ascomycota, Saccharomycetes, Phaffomycetales, Wickerhamomycetaceae. The record is from RefSeq and is a predicted model, not a curated record. The transcript has 4 exons. Gene Ontology annotation, biological process: nuclear migration along microtubule; establishment of spindle localization; mitotic spindle orientation checkpoint signaling.
AUGAAGGAGUCGGAUUUCAAGAAGUACUAUCCCAACCUACCAAAGGAGGUAUUGGAAAGGGGCAAAGCUGUCCGUUUAAUAUUCCUAGGGAUCCCAUUACUUGUGGUGACAUCUAUAGAGCUUUAUAAGAGAUUGAUUGAAGGCCAGCAGAAAAAGGUUCAAGUCGGUGAGAUCAUGAUGGAUGGGAGUAUUCGGCCUUUCUCUGAGGAGGAGAUCAAGGACAAAGACAAGAACAGUAUACUCACACAGCUAUUCGACAAGAGACUAUCCGAGCUGCUCACAACAGGGAGGAAGUUCCAUUUCGUUACUGCUGUAGCGCACCUGGAGCCGUUCAGCCUUCGUGCGCUGGAGAAUGUGAUUGAUGAGAUGCUGAGCUAUACACAGCUGUUGGCCGUUGCCAUGGAUAGACUGGCGGUAUUGGACGCUCAGAUGACUAUUGAUUGGCUUAUUGAGGGUAAGGACAAGUUCUAUGAGGUCUAUAGGAACGUGGACUCCAUAGACUCCGUUAUUCUCCAGGCUCUAAACCUGCUGGAGACGAAUCUGAAACAAGAAGACAUUGGCGGUGGUGACACGCGGGUAUUUGACAAGUUGGAUACCCUUAGCGAGUGCAGUUUGCGAGUGAAAGGUGGGUACAUCGUACGGUUGAAGUCUCGAAUCGAUGUUAGUGUCGAGUACAACGAUAUCUAUACACUGAUGAUGAAUUCGAUAAACACGGAGUUGGAGUACUGUCUCAAGAAAUGCUUCAAGAUUCACGAGAAGAGAUUUAGUUCGCCAGUACGCCAUGCACCAAGUUUCAACUUGGAACUUCUCACGAGGAAACUUCUUCAAAGCAGAACACAGUUGAAAUUGCCACUGCUGAACGAAAUUGAUAAUGAGCUUUACGAAGAGUACUUGGAGUUGAAGACCAUUGUGGACCCUCUAAGGGCCAGCUUGAACUUUAUACCGAUGAGAAUCGAAGAUUUCAAGUCGAAAUACGGAGAUGCAGCUGACACGAAGAGCAUAGAGGAGAAAUACCAUUCGUUGAUGAAAGAUAUGCAAUUCUUACAGAAUGAAGUAAACGAUCUGAAAUACGAGCUGAUAGAUAAGAGGUGGAGCGAAAUUUUCAGUUAUUUAAACACAGAGCUAUCCUUUUUAAUGACGAAUGUUGAAAGAGAAAUCUCCAAGUCUGAGAAUCUAGAGGAGAACUCUGUUUUCAAGCCACAAGUUUACAAAAGGCUAAAGUAUACUGUUGAUAUUGUGGAGAAUACAUUCGUCUUAAUAAACAGAGCCAUCGACGAAGAGUUGAUAGACAUCAGAACAAUGGAGAGAUGCAAUGAGCUUGCAGAGCAAUGGCUUGAAUUGAAGAUUAAAAUACCACAGGAUUAUUUGGAUAAGAUGGAGACCGAAGACGGAAUGAAUAACACUGACAGUGACGAAAUGACCAACAAUUUUAAAAAGUUAUCGUUAGAUUCGAGAAAGACAUCUGACACCAAUGACAAGAGGAUCACUUCAGAUCAUGAGAAGACGAAAAAGGAAAAAAGACGUAGUGUUUAUGGUCAAUUUCUCUUUGACAAGAUGAACAUCCAAGCCGUGAUGAUCGAGGGAGAUCCAACAUCUGCAAAGAAGCCAGAAGAUGCUAACAAAGUGCUAUCAAACAGUGCAAAGGUUAAUCAAAUUGAAGCCAAAGUGUCUACUGGUAUUCCAGAUUUGAAGCAAAAUAUCCCAAGGUUGUCACCAGAUGAUUUUAUUUCAGAUACUCUGGAUGCACAAUCCCCUUCCAUUCGUCGUCACGGACCAUUUGAACGAUUAUCACCGAUUAAUGAUAACACACCAAGAUUGAAAGAUAGCCAUAGCAAAACACUGGAAAAACUAAUGGGCCAUGAUUCCCCUCCGGACCAAUUUGAACUAGAGACCCCAAUUCGCAGAGGAAUCCCAGCUCAAAAGCCCCAAACCAUCGAAAAGCCAACUGUGAUGGAAAAGUCCAAGAUACCACUACCUGCAAAUAAUGUGUUUUAUCAAUCUCGAAUUCCAAGGCCGGUCUCAAGUAUCAGCACCGUGAGAGGCUCAAAUCCAUCAGGGGUUAAAUCUAUUGAGGGCAGUUUCCAAAGAGUUGGUUCAAGAUUGGGUCAAAGAGCACAGACAUCGAUGUCCCAUACACGGACUUCUGAUAGUUUUGGACUGGAUCAGCAAACAAAGAGCUCGUUCAGAAACUCUGUGAUUCCUCAGACUCCUAUUAGAAGUUCAAGAAAGUCAUUAAUUCCACAACCAACGCCAAUAAGGGAAAUUAUUGAGUAUAACAGUACUUCAAGGAUGGGUGCACGCUCUUCACACUCCAAUUCAAGGGCCAAGGCUUCAAGCUCUCUUGGUACGCGAUAUGAACUGUCAAGACCACAGUGGAGAUGA